ACAGCGCUGGUGAUUGGCCGGACCGAUGGGGAGAGCCUCUCAGUGAGGGAGCACCGUCUGCUCUCCAGCAACAAGCUGUUGCUGUUGUGUGCGGGCUGCUUUCACCCGGCGGCAGGCGGCACCGCGCGGCGCUCACCCGAGCUUUAUCAACUAGCAGCGGCCUGCGUCCCGGAGUGCCGUACUCUCUCCGCCCGGCUGAGCGCACGGUGGGGAUGGAGGAGAUGCGGCCUAGCGGCGGCCCCACGCCCCAGCCCUUCCCGUCUCUCUUCCCCCCUGGGCUGCAUGCGAUCUACGGCGAGUGUCGAAGGCUGUACCCGGACCAGCCCAACCCCCUCCAGGUCACCGCCAUCGUGAAGUACUGGUUGGGCGGACCAGACCCCUUAGACUAUGUCAGCAUGUACCGCAAUCUUGGCAACCCUGCGCUUGAUGUUCCUGAACACUGGCAUUAUGUCAGUUUUGGAUUAAGUGAUUUGUAUGGAGACAACAGAGUGCAUGAAUACACAGGUGCUGAUGGACCAAGCGGUUUUGGUUUUGAACUAUCCUUUCGGCUGAAAAGAGAGCCAGAGGAAUCGGCACCACCAACGUGGCCCGCAGAGUUGAUUCAGGGGCUUGCAAGAUAUGUUUUCCAAUCUGAAAACACCUUCUGCAGCGGAGAUCAUGUAUCCUGGCACAGUCCAUUGGACAACAGCGAGUCACGGAUCCAGCAUAUGCUGCUGACAGAAGACCCUCAGAUGCAGCCAGUGCAGACCCCUUUUGGUGUGGUCUCAUUCUUACAGAUAGUUGGUGUUUGCACUGAGGAACUACAUGCAGCUCAGCAGUGGAAUGGACAGGGAAUAUUAGAACUUCUGCGGACUGUACCAGUAGCGGGCGGACCUUGGCUGAUAACAGAUAUGCGGAGAGGAGAGACCAUUUUUGAGAUUGAUCCUCAUCUGCAACAGGAGAGAGUUGAUAAGGGAAUUGAAUCAGAAGGUUCGAACCUCAGUGGCGUUAGUGCGAAAUGUGCCUGGGAUGAUCUAAGCCGCCCCCCUGAGGAUGAAGAUGACAGCAGAAGUAUUUGUAUUGGAACGCAACCAAGGCGGUUGUCUGGUAAAGAUACAGAGCAAAUCAGAGAGGCUUUACGAAGAGGCCUAGAAAUAAACAGUAAACCAAUCCUACCUCCAAUUAGUACACAGCGUCAGAACGGCAUGAACCACGACCGAGUGCCGAGCCGUAAAGAUAGCUUGGAAAGUGAAAGUUCUGCAGCCAUAAUUCCUCAUGAGUUAAUACGCACGCGGCAACUAGAAAGCGUCCAUCUCAAGUUCAACCAGGAGUCUGGAGCACUCAUUCCACUUUGUUUAAGAGGUAGAUUAUUACAUGGACGGCACUUUACAUACAAAAGUAUUACUGGAGACACAGCCAUCACGUUUGUGUCUACAGGGGUGGAGGGAGCAUUUGCUACGGAGGAGCAUCCAUAUGCAGCACAUGGACCUUGGCUACAAAUUUUGCUGACAGAAGAGCUUGUGGAAAGGAUGCUGGAAGACUUAGAAGAUUUAAGCUCUCCAGAGGAAAUGAAAUUGCCAAAGGAGUAUAGCUGGCCGGAAAAGAAGAUAAAGAUUUCCAUUCUCCCAGACACAGUGUUUGAUAGUCCGCUGCAUUGAGGACAGGGCGAUGGGACAUAUCUGCCAUACAAGAGAAACUUAAUGUACUCUCCAACGCUCAGCACCGUUUAUUGCUGUAAACCAAAGGAAAGCAGUUACUGCACAAUCAUGGCCUAUGAGACCGAUCUGCACAGACGCUUGUGACAUUUCAGCGCUGUUAUAGAUGAUAUGAGUAUCCGCGCAUAUAGUACUCAGUGAUUUAGAAGAACAAUGUUCUGUUUAGUCUUGCAGGUCAGUUAGACAGUUACUGGUUUACUACAUGAUCACACGUGCCAUUAAUCUGGGUUUGAGCUUAGCCCCUGAAUAACCGGUUAGUAUUUGGGCUAAUACUGUAUUCCAGUCAGGUUGCAUUUCCAGCAUACAUGGAUUCCAAUGCUACUUAUGACACUGGAACCAGGUAGUGGUGACAAUACUAACUACAGACCUGUUCCUCCGAUGUAUUUUGAAUGACCACAGUGUUAAAUUACAAUAGGUUAUGUUUUGUUUAAAUAAUAUAUAAAGUGAGCGUCGUGUGGCAAAUAGGGGUCUUUUAUCAGUAUUUUUCCACUUUGUUCUAAUCAUGGUUAGAUUUCUAUUUAAUAACACUGUUCUCUAGUACUUGCCAUUUGCAGUAGAGAUCACUUUUCUCAAUAUGUUUUAUUAUAAAAAAAAAAAAGAAAGCUUCAAGACUUUUUUUUUUUCUUCAUUUUAUUUUUUGUAAAUUGAAAAAUGUGAGAUCCAUCGUGCAUGAGGCGUCUGGGUGAUGACUGUAUCAUGGUGGCGUGACGGGUAAGAUGUACUGUACUCUGCUGGCUAUUUGUGUGAAUGUGAUGACCCUGUAGCAUGACACACAACAGGGUCUCUUCUCUUCCCCCUACAGCAUCAGUCUGCUGCUUAGCAGAGCACAUCUAUUGCACAACUUGCUAAUGUUUCAUUUGCAGCAGGGAACUUAGUGGACUGUGUAAUGUAAAUUGUAUACAGGUUAAGUGAGCGGACUAAAGCGGUUAAUUAUAUAUCCAACCCCCCACAUGUCACCCUCCUAGGUUUUCCUAUAAUACUGUACACAUAUUCUAGAGUAUCGCAGCUGUCCCUUUAGCCUUUAAGGAGGAUAUGUCUUUUCUUAAAAUCCAACAGCUACCCUUUGCUCACUUGGUUAGUCAGCUGUGAUGUAGAGUGACUCCACCAGGGGGCGAUUAUGAGUCAUGCCCCGUGAGAGACAUUUGGCAGUGACAGUUUGUGCUCUCUCAGGGGUAGAGGGUCACUUUUUAGGUCACGCUUGGUGCACAAGCUGUACAUUUGAAAGGUUUUGCCUAAUAAUAUGCAUGUGAUAAAUGUCAGUGAUCCCCCCUAAGAAGGUGGGGAAU
This is a messenger RNA of Pseudophryne corroboree (corroboree frog), 2980 nucleotides long. RefSeq names its product SUFU negative regulator of hedgehog signaling (gene SUFU). Gene Ontology annotation, cellular component: nucleus; cytoplasm. The coding region runs from base 213 to 1637 and encodes 474 amino acids. The transcript is spliced from 12 exons. The record is from RefSeq and is a predicted model, not a curated record. Gene Ontology annotation, molecular function: transcription factor binding. NCBI's taxonomy places the organism in Eukaryota, Metazoa, Chordata, Amphibia, Anura, Myobatrachidae.